AUGCCGAUGACCGACGAGACCGACGAUAGCGGAGGGGUCAUUCUAGAUGGCCCCUUCGAUCCUGACGCGCAGGCCACAGUCACAGACUUUAUUGACUACACCGAAUACCUCCCCGCAGACUUAAUCCGCUCCUUGACCCUCAUCCGCGGUCUCGAUGACCGAUACCUCGACUCCGCGCAAGCGGUCCACCAGCUCACUCAGACCUACGGUCAGCUCCCAGACCUUCCUGCAGAUAGCCGACCAGACGCAAUUGCACUGCGCAAAGAUAUAUCUACUCAGCUCGAUCGUGCCAUCAACGCGCGUGAAUCGGCAUAUGCCGAGGCCUGUCGCCUCUACGACGUUGUAGAUCGCCACUUUGACCGAUUAGGCUGCAUCCGCCAGAAACUUGAAGCACUACCGAAACCUGCCUCAGCGGAGCCAUCGCCGCCACCUGAACCUACACCGAAGCGCGCGCGCGGAGGUAAGAAGACCAACAAGGAUGCCACGACACGUAUCACCCUUCGUUUGGACAACAAUCGCAACCGGAGAGAUAAAAAUAGGAGGCGUAUGCUAGGUACUGAUGGUGCUUUUGAUCCAGAUUCUCCACUUGCCAGUACUGAGCAAUCAGACUUGGAGAGCGAAUUCAUUAAAGCUGCCCCCAAGCCUCGACCCCCAAAAAAGGAAAAAGCACGUCGCCUGAGCUCGGGCGUUGGACAGUCGACAGCCCAGGCCCUUGCGCAGUUGAAGCCGCCGCCAGCUGAUGCGAAAUUGGGCAGCGAGGACUUGCCGUGGCUGCGAUUGACGGAAUGGGAGAUGACUAGGCUGCGCAAGAAGAUGAAAAAGAAUGCUGUGUGGCAGCCCAGUGAAGUAAUGAUUCACCGUGAGCUGGCCCUGGCAAAUCGCGGCUGGGAAGCAUAUCGUGCAGCGAAGGCCCUGGCGGAAGAGACGGGUGCGGAGUUCAUUGACUGUGAUAAUAUUGAAGAAACCCGGCGCGGGGAGGCUGCUAAAGACUUGGAGGAGACGAAGUUGAGCAAUCGUGGUAUGAAACUUAACGAAGCAAAGAAGUUGAAACGCGAACAGUUGGCCCGCGAACAAGCGCUGAUGGAAGGCGAAGGUGGUGCUUUGACUAGGUCUUUGCCAACCCCAGCCCAAGCACCCCCACCCGCGAAUCGAGCAUCACGGAAGAGGAAACGGGAAGAGGUUAUCGCAGCGGCAGAACUUGCUGCUCCCGAGUCUCCAAGACCUGCGCCAGUUGCUGCCCCGGUCGCACCGUCCGCCCCGGCUGGCGCAUCUCGGCGCAAAUCCAGCCGAGGAGGAGCUGUUGCAGCCGCAGAAGCCAACGACCUCAUUCCUCCAAUCAAAACCCACAUGUCUCCUGCAGUUGAAACCAAACCCUCCCCUCCUUCACUCAGCCCUACAAGCUCUGGACAAUCCAACCUACCCCUUGUCCAACCCGUCACUACUCCUACACCACCCGUCACUCGGCCUUCUUCGCGACGCUCUGCUGCCGCCGCCUCAAUCGAAGGGGGGGCUCUCGGUAGUAUCCCGACCGCAAUAGCAGCAAGUGGACGCGAUCGCCGUAUCAAAAGUGCCACACCAGCCCACAAAACACCCAUCCGCGAGUCAUCUGCGCCAAGUGUUCCCGCCCCAGCCCGACGACGCAAGCGUCCGGCACCAGGUCCCAUUUCCACUGGUCAGGAUGGCGGCGCAGCAGUGAGCUACGGACGUCGCAAAGCCAAACCAGGAAAGAAGCGUCUUAGCAUUCGCGACUCCCAGGAUGUCCGUGUAGACGAAGAUGGCGUCCUAGAGCAGAUCGACGCCAAUGAGCCCCGAUACUGUCUCUGUGGAGAUGUCAGCUUUGGAACGAUGAUCUGCUGCGAGAACCAGGAUUGUGACCGUGAAUGGUUCCAUCUCAGCUGCGUGGGUUUGACCGAAGUCCCCUCUCGCACGGCAAAGUGGUACUGUCCCCAGUGCCGUGUCAAGCUGCAUAAGGGCGAAGAUGGAAUUAUCAAGGGGAGCUCGCGACGUUAA
Penicillium griseofulvum is the source of this 2010-nucleotide messenger RNA. Its product is annotated as putative PHD finger domain protein. Bases 1 to 2010 code for a protein of 669 amino acids. The transcript has 2 exons. Gene Ontology annotation, cellular component: Rpd3L-Expanded complex; Rpd3L complex; nucleus. NCBI's taxonomy places the organism in Eukaryota, Fungi, Ascomycota, Eurotiomycetes, Eurotiales, Aspergillaceae. Gene Ontology annotation, biological process: regulation of DNA-templated transcription. The record is from RefSeq and is a predicted model, not a curated record.